This is a messenger RNA of Lottia gigantea (owl limpet), 7764 nucleotides long. RefSeq lists its product as hypothetical. The record is from RefSeq and is a predicted model, not a curated record. The transcript is spliced from 24 exons. Gene Ontology annotation, cellular component: membrane. Bases 1 to 7764 code for a protein of 2587 amino acids. NCBI's taxonomy places the organism in Eukaryota, Metazoa, Mollusca, Gastropoda, Lottiidae. Gene Ontology annotation, molecular function: protein binding; calcium channel activity; calcium ion binding. Gene Ontology annotation, biological process: detection of mechanical stimulus.
AUGUGGAGAAAUUGGUUAAUCGCACUUAUUUCAACUGGUUUGUACUAUGAGAUCUGUACUGGUGCAGGAUACCUCGACCUUCAACCAUCAAAUCUUACAGUAGCACAAAACACUGAAGUUCCAUUUAAACUGAACUCUUCUAUAAGUUCUGAAACAAACUGUACGAUAUACUUUGGUGAUGGCAGUAGCCUGGAUCUUUAUAGAGAGUCGGGGGAUCAGAACCCUAUACCGUUUACAAAGCUCUUUACCACAGUCGGAAAUCAGAGCGUAACUGCAACAUGUGAUGAUUUCCCUUUUAAUGUGGUGUCAUACAUUUUGGUGAAAACGUAUACUAUAAACGAUUUUAAUUUACUUUAUACUUCGCCGUUCUCGGUGAACUAUACCGUUUACGGAGAUGUACCGUUUACCAUACUAUUAUCCGAUAUUGAGGCCGUACCCUCUAAUGUGCAGCUAUCCUGGGAUUUUGGGGAUGGCAUCAUCGAGGACACGGUUCUAACCGACUGGAUAACAGUACAUAGAUACGCCACAAGAGGACUCUACGUCGGCCAGCUGUCUAUCACCGCUUUAGGAAGUGAAAGAAUUUAUACUUUUGAGCAACAAGUGGGAGUGAUAAAACUGUCUGUUAAUAAAGACGUUGAUUUUGUCAAUACUGCGAUAUCCUUUACAAUAGCGUUUGUUACACCUUUGAGUGACAAUCCGACCACUCUGCCUAUUACUCUAGACUAUGGUGAUGGGGAAACAAUUGCUAUUACUACAGAAGCUAUUCCAACAAAAAACCAUUAUUAUCCUUUAGAUGAUUAUUAUUACCCCCUUGUUACAGGCGAAAACGGCUCGUUCAUUGAACACGUGGCCUUGCCUAACCCACUGAUAAUAGAAAAUGAUAUAAAUAACAAGCUACAGCCGGCAUUCGACGGGAAUAUCAACUUUCCACCGGGAGAUCUGUCCUUUCAGAUGAACGUACCAGCGGGUACUCCAAGGCUUUAUUAUAUGAAAUGCUCGUUUCGUUUCGGUGAUGAUAUUGAUAAAGGUUUGCAUAUUUUCAUACACAAUCAAACCGUCAACAACCCUCUGAUAUUCGAGUAUCAUUACAGAACCUUAGGGCAACAUCGAGUACAUUGGAAAUGCGAGAAAAAGUUGACAUCACAAGCGGGGAAUUUUCUUGUAAAGGUCAUCAAUAACUGUGUAACGAAAAAUGGCGUAUUCGAUCGGCAAUAUUCUAAUCAUACGAGGCCACUAGGUUUAUAUACCUCGGAUGUCCAGGAAAUAACUAGCCGUUUGACUGUUGUUUGCAUCAACCAGGGUCCUUACUAUCUGUGGUCUAUGUAUAAACUUCGUAAUAUAACAUCAGAGCCAUUUCCGAAUCCUGAUGAAUGGGAAGAGGUUUAUCCUAUACAGCAACCUGGUGGAGAUUCCAUUCAAUUUCCCAUCGGCUCCAUACCACGGGGAUGGUAUCGACUGAAUUUCAGAGUUAGUUUUACAACCCAUACAAGAUACUUUGAAGAAUCCACAUAUAUUGCGUUUCUUGAGCCACCUUUACGAGCUGACAUUGUUGGUGGGUUCACAGUAACCGGAGGAUACUACGAACACGAAAUAAACGGUUUUGAACAGUCGUACGAUCCGUUAAUUGAGAUAGGCAAUGAAGAUCCUGAUAUUGAGUUUUCUUGGCAGUGUUCUCGAGUAGCGUCAUCAACAUUUAAUGAACUCCAAGCCAUUUACCACAAUGAAUCUAUCUCGGUCCCAUGCAGCAAUAUAACCACAGCUGCUGGCCGAGGAAUCCUUAGUUUUGAUGCAUCAGCACUAACUUCACCAGAAGGGUUUGUUUUCGUAUUGACAGUUACCAAACCAGAUCGUAACUCUGAUACUUUUACUCAACUCUUCCAAGUUGAAGGAGGAACUCCAAAGAUAGAUAUAAAAUGUAUAAUCAAUUGCGAGAUAAAAACAGCUGUAUCAUCAGAUCUAUCACUAGUAGUGUAUUGUCCAUCAUGCUUAGAAACAGAUCUGUUGGAAGCUCAGUACACCUGGAACAUGGUCCAUUUGGUACCAGAGGAAUCCACAGAACAGGCAAAUUUCUCAGUUGUAGAAAACUUUGAAGAGAAUGUGAUUGAUACAGGUGAAAACCCGUCAACGUUCGUGUUAAAGAAGGGUUUUAUAGAACCGGGAAAGGUAUAUCUCAUAUCAGUAGAAGUUAUCUUACCAGGAUUUGAAACUCCCGGAUUCAGCUCAUUUAGAGUAGUGACCAAUUUACCUCCAUACGGUGGUACAUGUACCGUGGACCCUACCUCGGGCGUUGCUACACAGACAAAGUUCCGGGUAUUUUGUGAUAAUUGGAAGGACGAAGGAUAUAGGAAUGGUUAUAAUCCAGUCUUGGACAAACACGAACCCUUUACUUUUAAAUAUUUGAUUGGAAAAGAAAAUCAUUUGGUGCCGUUGAUGGCUGGAGGAGAAAGUACCUCGCCAGAGAUGGAUUUACCGUUAUUUCCAGAAUUAAAUGGUACUGACUAUAGUAUUAUUAUCCGAGUGUUUGAUAUCCUACAAGAUUAUACUGAAGUUACACUUAAUAUAACUUUAACUUCGCCAUUAGCAAGUAUGCCUAAUGUGUCAGGAGCGGAAAAAGUAGAUGAUUUGAUUAGUGCUAAAUCAACAGAUCUAUCAGAAGCUAGUGGUACCAGUAGCACUGUCAGGUUCUCGAGAACUGUCAAUAGUGUAGUAGCAGCCGUUCAGUCUGUUCCUUUACCACAAGAUCCCUUGUUAAUAGAUGCUACUGGUGGUAUAAGUCAGGUCCAGCCAGACUGGUUAGAAUUGUGGAAUGAUUUUAAAAGACCGAGAGAUCUGACAACACAAAAAGCUGUGGCCGAGAAAGGCCAGGAUUUUGUAGCAGUGAUGAAAGGUAGAAAGGAAUCAUUUACAGAUUUAAAUGGCCAGGGGGUUACGAUUGUUUCUGAAUGUUUAACAAACAUCAUGGCUAACCCUGAGAGUACUACAUUAGAUACAGCGUUACAAGGGGCAGACGUAACAUUCAGUGCGUCAGAUCGUCUGAAUGGGUUGUUAAAUAAGCGCCCAUUUCCUGUUAAAGAGAAGAUAGAUGAAGUCGUUAAUGGAAUGACUGGUAUGAUGGACAAAGUGAUAAAUGCAGUUACACCAGAUCUGGAGGGCAAGGUGGCAGAAAUAACAACCGCGUCCGUUCGAGAACUGGUUUCACAAACUGGUAUCGGUGGCAGCGAAGUGUCUCCAAAUGAGGCAGCCUUUAUAGCUCAGAGAAUUGCUACCAUACAAAAUUUAGAAGUAGAGAAGAAAAAGAACGCAAGUCGACAGUUAAUAAGUGGAAUGGAGGACAGUCUUGAGAGAAGUCACGAUGCUUUAACUAAGAGUCUAGUAAGUGGACAAGCACCCAAGACAAUAGAGAGAGGCAAUAUCGUCUUACGGGCACAGAAGCUCAGUCCCAAUGAACUGGCUAGACAGGAUAUAAAAGCUGGUGACUUCACACUGAAUCUACCAGCUGCAAAUACUACUGGUGGAUUAAAUCGUAGUGAACCAGUAGAUAUUCAGGCUACAGUUUUUAAGAAGAAUCCAUUUUCCUGGGGAUCCAAUGGAACAUCUUAUGGUAUUGACUCACCAAUUGUUUCGUUGAAACUGAAAGCACCUAAUGGAACAGUUGCUAACAAAAUGCCUAUUUCACUUAAACUGAAGACAAAAUCGCCACCGAAGUACCAGACUUUCAAUGUCAAUGAGACCUUGAAGGGUCCAUACGGAAUGCAUUACCAUACUUUCUUAUUGCGAGACACUGCAGAUUAUUCUUUUAUGGUUAUCAAGGCAUCCAAUGAGACCACCAAUGUAAAGGCAUACUUUCGAGUUGAUAAAACUCCUAAGUUAAAACACUAUGACUAUAAGAUCAAUGUGGCUGCUGAAGAAGUAAACGGGGAACGAAUCUUCAAGCUGCUUGUACCAGCCCAUACUUUAAAGAAGGGGAAAGUUGUUGUUGGACUCCUGUUUGACGAAGAAGAGCCUGAUCCUGACGAUCCGGAAGCUAAUUCUAGAAGAAGACGAAGCGUCUCAUUUAAUGAAAAAGGAGUGAACGAGACUACAACUAGCUAUAAUCUAGUAGCAGGAACAGAUGGCUGUAAGGUGUGGAUUAGAGAAAGAGAAUAUUGGGACGACACAUCUUGUAAGGUAUCGCCAUAUUCUACACCAGAAGAAACCAUAUGUGACUGUGAAGAUCCUCCAGCAUUAACAUUUGGAAGUUCAUUUUAUUCUCCACCUAAUACUAUUGACUUUUCUACUGUCUUCGAGAAGUUUGACAUCUCCAAUGCGUCUGUUUAUGGAACAGUGUUAGCUAUUCUGUUAGUGUAUAUUUUGCUAUUGUUGUGGGCCAGACGAGCUGAUAAACGCGACUAUAGAAAGUGGCAGGUGGGAUACUUGAAGGACAACCAUAAAGAUGAUGAAUAUUUCUACCUGUUAACUGUUGAAACUGGAUUGAGAAAACAUUCUGGUACUAGAUCUAAUGUAUAUUUUAUACUGAGCAGUCAGAAGGCAGAUUCUGGUGUCAGGGUUUUAAGCGAUGGAGAGAGGCAUCUUGAAACCGGAAGUGUAAUGACGUUCAUUAUGACAUCUGAUAUACAGUUAGAUGAGUUACAGUUUCUAAGAAUCUGGCAUGAUAAUUCUGGCGAAUAUAGCGCAGACUGGCUCUUCAACAAAAUGAUCGUUGAAGAUUUAGAAACUAGGAAAAGGAGUAUAUUUGUCUGUAAUAGAUGGUUAAGUGUGGGGAAAGAUGAUGGUUUAAUAGACAGAAUAGUUCCAAUUUCAGCCAAAAAGGAUCUGACGUUUACCCAUUUAUUUAGUGAACAUGCUCGAAAUAAUGCUACCGACAGUCAUCUGUGGUUGUCUGUGGUAUUCAGACCGAACAGGAGCACCUUCACCAGAGCCCAGAGGGUGUCCUGCUGUAUUUGUAUAUUGUUUUUAACUAUGAUAACAAGCGCCAUGUUCUUUAGAUCAAGCAAUGUCGAUACAGACGAAGAAACAGUUAAAGAUGAACUGGUUUUAGGACCAUUACGGUUUUCAGCCUAUACAAUAUGGGUAUCAUUUGUAAGCAUCCUAAUAACCGUUCCACCAUCAAUGGUUAUAGUAUACCUCUUCAGAUAUUCGAGACCAAGGAGACGAAAGAGCAAAACUUCCAAAACAAAGAACAUGAUUAUACCAGAGUAUACUGCUGACAGUAAAGAAGGAAAUGGAUUGGAUUUGAAGCCAGUGGAUUCGGAGGAAACUGAGGUCGAGGAAAUCAGCUUGAACAGUGGCAGUGGAGUGGACAAGGACAUUGGUGAUGUUGAUAAGGCAGAAAAGGGAGAAUUAGAUCAAUCAGAACUGAUCCGUGAUGCUGAUAAAUCUAAUAAAAGAGAUAAUUUGAAUGAGGUCCUUGAAAGCCUAGAGAAAAAUGUCCUUGACGAAAUGGAUCAAGAAAAACCACUACCAUUCUGGUGUCUGUACAUUUCGUGGAUAUUACUUACUGUGACCAUUCUAGUUUGUGGCUUCCUUCUGAUCCUAUACAGUAUGCAAUGGGGAAAAUCAGUGUCUGAAGAAUGGGUUACAUCUUUCUUUUUAUCAUUUUUUGAAAAUAUUUUUCUGACUGAUCCUUUAAAGAUUGCAGUAUUUGCUAUAGUAUUCUCUGUAUUGAUGAAAAGUCCGUAUUCUAAACAAGAUAAAUUAGAUGUAGAAAUAGUGAAAGAUGGAGCACGGAAGAAUAUUAAAUUCGACCAAGGUGGCCAACUGAAACCACCCGAACCAUUACCAGAAGAUGUUUUAGUACGAGCUCGAAGACGACAAGAACAAGAAACACACGCCUACUCUGUUCUGAUCGAGAUAGUGAUAUAUACAGGGUUUAUUAUCGCUCUCUGUGUUAUAGCUUAUGGUACCAGAGAUCCACUGUCUUAUAACUUUACUGAACACAUUAAAACACACCUUUAUACUAACAGAUUUGAUAAGAUUCAGAAUAGAACCCAUUUUAUGGCAUGGACAGAAAAGAACCUGUUUCCAUUCGCAUUUGCAACUUAUGACUUUAACGGAGAUGUCUUAGAUUGGAGACGAAAACUGUACUUUUUUGAUUUGGUUAGUUUUCGAGUUGGACCAGUUAGAAUACGCCAAAUUCGAAUAAAGGAUAGACCACCACCAGAUAAUGAUAACUUCUUUGGUGAUAGAUUCUACAAUUUGUUAGAUAAUCGGACUUAUUACGGGUCAUUGUCGCCGGAAUAUGAAGAAACCGGUGAAUAUUGUUUAUAUUGGAAACCAAAACCGUGUAGUCUGGAAGAAAUAUCUAGUGCUCAAACGUCACCGUCGUGGGUCUAUACAUCCUCCAAUCAGGAUUGGGGGCUGCCCCUUAUCGGAAAGAUAUCAUUAUAUGGUGCCAGUGGAUACUUCUUCGAUAUGGAUAUAAACUAUGAUUCAUCUGUGGCAAUGUUCACCGAGCUUUAUAACAAUCUAUGGAUUGAUAGACAAACCAGAGCCGUUUCAGUCGAGUUUUCGUUGUUCAAUGCUGAUGCAAAUUUGCUGAUGGUGGUACAAUUAAUCGCCGAGUUUCCUGAAUACGGUAGUGCUGUCACGUGGCACCAUAUAAACGCUAUAAGGAUAUUCCAACAUGUUACUUCUAUGGGAAUAAUGGUCAUUGUCUGUGAGAUCAUUGUAGCAAUCGUUAUGAUAGUAACUUUGGUCAAGGCAAUUAAAUCUAUAGUUAAACAGCGAUGCCAAUACUUUCAGGAUUUUUGGCACAUUAUGGACAUUUUGACUGUUAUCAUUACCUUAUUUGGAGUCAUCAUAUUCAUACUGAAAGAAGUCUUUUUAGAACAGACAUUGUCGUUAUUCCGCGAAGAUCCUAAAAGCUUUGUGAACUUCGAGCACAUCGUUUGGUUCGACUCUAUGUUUUUAUACGCUCUUGCCUUCUUGUUAUUCUUCACGACCAUUGGGAUGAUGCGAGUUUUAGGUUACAACAAAAAAAUAACAAUUAUUGCUUUAGUCUUGAAACGUUCGGCUAAAAACUUGGGAAGUUUUGGGGUUCUGUUUAUUCUCAUGUUCUUUGGAUUCAUUUCCAGUGGGUAUAUUCUGUUCCAUAGUAACAUUGCAGAAUUCAAGACUCUGUAUGAUGCCUUGUUCACUUGCUUUACCUAUCUUUUGGGUAAAAAUCAUCUACAACAAAUGUUGGUCGUUGCACCGAUUUUGGGUGCAUUAUUUUUCAGUUUAUUUGUGUUUUAUGUGAUAUUUAUACUAUUAACAAUGUUUCAAGCUAUUUUGAACUCUGGAAUAACAACCGUUCGUAAUGAAGUGUGUAGCGAGGAACAACCCUACGGUGUCGUGGACGUUUUAAUGAAUAUGUACAGGGGAUUGAUCGUUGACUUUAUUCCCGAAAAAUUAAAGAAAUCGCAGAGUGAAAACGAAAAAGACAAGAAAGGUAAAAAAAAGAAACAAAAGCCAGACUAUAAUAAUCAUGCACAAGGCGAUGCUGAUGCAGAAAAUGUUUCAAUAGACGCCAAUACUUCUCCAGCUUGUGCUGAAACUGCUACCACAACCUAUGAUAAUAGAUCCAAAAUCGAUGCAAGUAAAGACCCAAAAGAUGCUAAUAGUACUCCGAAAGAUGUCGAUAUAGUUAAUGACCCAAAGGAAAAUACAGAAGAAUCGUCAAAUGAUGGAAGAAGUACAGUUGAAGAUAACACCAUUGAUUUAAAUACGGAAGAUCAAAAUUCAAAAUUAAACAUUAAUCAUCACACUUUGGAGACAGAAAAAUAA